AGAUAAAAGAAGGAGAGAGAAGCAUGAACCAUAAGAAAUUUGGUUGCUUAUAUAAAAGGGGAAAACCAGCUUCUUCUCUUCUCUACCAUUCGAAUUUUCCAACCAACUCGCUUUUCGCGUUUCCUUGAAGCACUUAUUCUCUCAAUAAUCCAUUCCUCUCCCUCUUCACCUUCUUCUAUACUUCCUUAAACCUGCAUUUUUACCUUCUUCAGUCUUUGUUGCAAUUCAUUCAUUGCCUUCUUCAGGAUCUAUUGGCUGCUAAGUUUUUGAAGUAAUCAUUGUUGGGGCAUUAUCUGAUAUAUCAAUCGAGCCCUUCCAAAAUCUAGAAAAUCAAUCAGAGAUAAACAUGCUUAGUCCUGAAGGUGAACUGAAAAUAAGUUUUGGCUAUCAAUGCAAUAGCGACAGAGGUAUCCCUUGCAAGGUUGCCAAUGGCUUCAAAAUACGCCCUGAAAUGCGAAGAACAAGCAGUUUCUCUUGCUUGUCUGGUGCUGCCUUAAGUGCAAAUUGUACACUUGCCAACACAAACAUCUGCAAUGGUGUGAUAGGAGAAGAAAUCCUUCCAAACUUAGACUCUCCUAAUUCAUUUCGACGGGUACCCUCUUCACCGAGUCUUGGAAUGUUGGACAUGCUAUCAUCUUCUCUUCAUAGUAGUUUGUCAAACCUAAGUUGUAGCCCAUCAAGUCCAAGUAAUAUGCUUGAACAUGACCCUUGUUCAUUAAAAUUCAUGAGUGCUCCUUCUAGAAGUGAAGGUUUUCUUAGUGCUACGGAAGUACAAGUAGCGGGAGGAGCUGCUGGUGAAGAUAGAGUUCAAGCAGUUUGUUCUGAAGAAAAUGGUUGGCUUUUUUGUGCAAUUUAUGACGGCUUUAAUGGGAGAGAUGCAGCGGACUUUCUGGCCUGUACCCUUUACGACUCUAUUGUAUCUUAUCUAAAUACAAUAGAUUGGGAUUCAAAACCAAAUUCUAUCAACACUUCUGACAACGAAGGAUUUGAUGAUAGUCGUACUCUUCACAAGCAUCAAUCUUCCUCGAGUAAAUCAUUUUCACAUGUGGUACUUGAUAGCCUCAAACAUGUUCUUAGUCAGGUUGAGAAUGAUUUCUUGUACAUGGUUGAGCAGGAAAUGGAAGAACGUCCGGAUUUAGUUUCUAUUGGAUCUUGUGUUUUACUUGUGCUUCUUCAUGGGAAUGAUUUGUGUACACUCAAUCUAGGAGACAGUAGAGCAGUGCUGGCAACAUGCAGUAAUGGAACGAGCGGGAAUGAGAGGUUGAAAGCUAUUCAACUUACUGAUAGUCAUACUGUUGACAAUGAAGCUGAAAGAGCUCAACUUCUUGCCGAUCAUCCCGAUGAUCCUAAGACCAUUGUAUCAGGGAGAGUGAAAGGAAAGUUGAAGGUUACGCGCGCAUUUGGAGUUGGCUACUUGAAAAAGAAAAUUCUGAAUGAUGCAUUAAUGGGGAUCCUUCGAGUACGAGAUCUUAAGAGUCCGCCAUAUGUUUCGACCGAGCCAUCACUGAACGUGCAUAAAAUCUCUACUUCUGAUCAAUUUGUUAUAGUUGCAAGUGAUGGUUUAUUUGACUUCUUCAGCAACGAGGAAGCAGUGGAUCUUGUGGAGUCUUAUAUCUUGACCAAUCCUCAUGGUGAUCCAGCUAAAUUUCUCAUUGAAGAAUUAGUAGAAAAAGCAGCUAAUUCUGCAGGUUUUAGCACGGAGGAGUUGAUGAAUAUUCCGGCUGGGAGGAGGAGAAAGUAUCAUGAUGAUGUCACUGUAAUGGUAAUCAUCCUUGGGAUGAAUAAACGGACUUCAAAGGCGUCAAUUUGUAUCUAAACAUUGACCUUGACCAAAGAAAAUUUGCAUGUGAAGCUUUUGAAUGGAUACCUUCCUUGGUCAAGUAGUGUUUUCUAGAUAAGUUAUGAUAUUCAAAGGUUGUACAUAUGAAAAUUUUGAACUUAGAAUUAUUCGUUCCUUUUAUAUUCAAAGAUUUUGCUUUACAGA
This is a messenger RNA of Medicago truncatula (barrel medic), 1984 nucleotides long. RefSeq names its product probable protein phosphatase 2C 40. The record is from RefSeq and is a predicted model, not a curated record. The transcript has 5 exons. Gene Ontology annotation, biological process: protein dephosphorylation. Bases 347 to 1816 code for a protein of 489 amino acids. Lineage: Eukaryota; Viridiplantae; Streptophyta; Magnoliopsida; Fabales; Fabaceae. Gene Ontology annotation, molecular function: protein serine/threonine phosphatase activity.